GGCAGAGAGGGAUGGGGCAGAGAGGUGCGAGGUAGAAGGGACCUGGAAAGCAGCCCAGCAGCGGGGGCGGGGUUCGGCGCCAGGCGGGCCUGAGGCUGAUCCGGUCUCCUGCUCUCGCUGGCCGGGAGUCCGGGGCCGCUGAGACCACACCCAGGGCCAGGUGCUCCGGUACUCUGCCCGGGCUCAGCUGGAGCCUACUGCAUGGACCGGCGGAAAAAAGCCCCAAUGACCGAUCCCACCGCCAGGAUGAGAACCUGGGCGCCCCGUGAAGCAGCGAGUCCCACGAAGCCCCCCAGGCGCACGGGGUCCUUUCCGGACGAGGUGAGGCGCGCGGCUUCCUGGGCUCCCAGCGCACCGACGCCGGUGGCGGCGGGGGCGAAGGGAACCAGGGAUCGUGGUCCUCGAGAUCGGUCUCCAGGCCCUAGGGCGGGAGACAGUUCGAACUGCGAGUCCUGGGUCCGAGACAAAGUGCUGUUUCUAAUGCAUCCAGAGAGGUGGAUGGGGGCUCACGGGGACCCUCGCCUGGAAGAAGUGACUGCUUGGGAGGACCUUCCCCGCUCGGGUGGAGACGGCCACCACCGGGACCCCGACGGCUUUUCUCCGUAUCCUGGAGAAAAGAGGACUUCUGGCCCGCGGAUAGCCGCUGCCCCCGGGUUCCCACCGCGGGCCCCCAAGGCCGUCCCCAAGUCUGUGCUUGUGCGGGUCGUGGAUUAUCAUGAGACGCAGGAAGUGCUGCAGACCGAGUGGACCAGGGGCCAAAUGACCACCAAGACUGAGGAGCGCUCCAUGACCGCGGUCACUUUCCGCACCGGCAGGGAGUGAGACGGCCCUUGGGAACCCCGGGUCUGUUUCCCAAGCCCGGACUCUGCUUACUGCGUCUUAGCAGCGAAAAGUUGUAUGUGCCCUACGGGAGCAGCCUAUUCCCCAAGGAGAUUAAAGAACCUGGAGGAAGCUGGCUGGGCGCACCGGGAAGGCAGACAGCGGCUGAGACACCGUGAAUCACUAUUCGGGAGCUUUGAAAUGAGAAGGCUUGCUGUUAAUUCCCAUU
Messenger RNA from Ochotona princeps (American pika), 1048 nucleotides. It is a transcript of the gene C1H6orf141, whose product is annotated as chromosome 1 C6orf141 homolog. NCBI's taxonomy places the organism in Eukaryota, Metazoa, Chordata, Mammalia, Lagomorpha, Ochotonidae. The record is from RefSeq and is a predicted model, not a curated record. The coding region runs from base 202 to 822 and encodes 206 amino acids. The transcript has 2 exons.